AUGGCUGUUGGAAAGAACAAGCGCCUCUCCAAGGGCAAGAAGGGCAUCAAGAAGCGCACUGUCGACCCCUUCACCCGUAAGGAUGAGUACUCCGUGAAGGCCCCCUCCACCUUCCAGACCCGCGAUGUCGGCAAGACUCUGGUCAACCGUACCAGCGGUCUCAAGAACGCCAACGACUCCCUCAAGGGCCGUAUCUUCGAGGUCUCCCUCGCGGAUCUGCAGAACGAUGAGGACCACGCUUUCCGCAAGGUCAAGCUCCGUGUGGACGAGAUCCAGGGCAAGAACUGUCUUACCAACUUCCACGGCUUGGACUUCACCACCGACAAGCUGCGCUCGCUGGUCCGCAAGUGGCAGUCUCUCAUUGAGGCCAACGUCACCGUGAAGACUACCGAUGACUACCUCCUCCGUCUGUUCGCCAUCGCCUUCACCAAGAGACGCCCCAACCAGAUCAAGAAGACCACCUACGCCCGCUCGUCUCAAAUCCGUGCGAUCCGCAAGAAGAUGACCGAGAUUAUUCAGCGCGAGGCCGCCAGCUGCACUCUGUCUCAGCUCACCCACAAGCUCAUCCCCGAGGUCAUUGGUCGUGAGAUCGAGAAGUCCACCCAGGGCAUCUACCCCCUGCAGAAUGUUCACAUUCGCAAGGUCAAGCUCCUGAAGUCCCCCAAGUUUGACCUGGGUGCUCUCCUCGCCCUCCACGGCGAGUCGGCCACUGAUGACAAGGGCCAGAAGGUUGAGCGGGAGUUCAAGGACACGGUCCUCGAAUCUGUUUAA
Molecule: messenger RNA, 771 nt
Organism: Penicillium cinerascens
Lineage: Eukaryota; Fungi; Ascomycota; Eurotiomycetes; Eurotiales; Aspergillaceae
Gene: rps1
Product: 40S ribosomal protein eS1
Exons: 5
Coding region: 1-771 (256 amino acids)
Biological process (GO): translation
Cellular component (GO): cytosol; ribosome
Molecular function (GO): structural constituent of ribosome
Source: RefSeq, a predicted model, not a curated record